Molecule: messenger RNA, 1264 nt
Organism: Scylla paramamosain (green mud crab)
Lineage: Eukaryota; Metazoa; Arthropoda; Malacostraca; Decapoda; Portunidae
Product: complement C1q-like protein 2
Exons: 5
Coding region: 327-1193 (288 amino acids)
Molecular function (GO): protein binding
Source: RefSeq, a predicted model, not a curated record
GAGAUGGUGCCUUCUGAUACAAACACUCACACUCACUCACGUACUCUUACCCUUAUCCUGUCCCAGAUUACCCUGAUGCGUGUGAUGAGAUCUUAACCCUUUCACUGAUUCGCUAUGGUGGUUCACUGGUGCUAAAUAGUGAUGGAUAACUCGUAAAAAUGAAGCGAGGCAUAGGACACGUUGGAACCUCUUAGUGACACACAUAAGCACUCAGGUAACAGUACUUGAUGCAGUGUGUGUUAAUUUGCCAGUGAGAGGCAGAUCAGCGUGGUGCAGUUGCGGGAACACGACCCAAGUGGCUUUUAGCAGUCUUUAGUGGUCUUGAGAUGGCGCGAGGUGGGGUAGUGGUCGUGAUGGCUGCGGUGGUCUCGUGGGUGGUGGUGGUGAUGGUGGUGGUCGUAGAGGGGCAGUUUGUACCAGGGUUCUUGGUGGAGUCCGGAACUGACCUGCAGGAGUGGCCGGAGGACCUCGCCAAGCUCUUCCCGAAGGAGGUGACGCCGGAGGAACAUCACGACCACUAUGAGAAAGCCGAGGCCCUGGCGAUGCAGGCAGGGACAGUGGCAGCUCCUCCCUCUGACCACAGCCCCGUGGAGGAGGUGCUUGGCGGCCCCGUGCGGCUUAAUGGAGUCUGGGACAGUGAGUACCCCGGCGUGAAAGUCCUUGCAGACGGAACCGCAGACCAUGACCAUGGACAAUACCCAGCCGUGUCUGAGGUUCCUCCUGCGGCUUCUCUUUCCCCUUCGUCAGCUACAGGUUCUGCUGAAGGAGGAAGCAGGGAUGGCGGUGGCUGCGGGUUGGUGGCCUUCUCAGUGGCAGGCGCUCAUUACAAGCAUAGGAAGGCGGGCACCACAGGGACACAGGUACUUUUUGAUAAGGUGUUGGCGAGUGUUGGUCCGGGAUUCAACCACACGGGGGGAUAUCUGCGGUGUGAGUGUCCCGGCUACUAUCACCUCUCCAUCCACGGCGUGUCCCCGCUUCAGGGCAGGGCCAGGCUGGACUUAAUGAGAAACAGGCAGAGGGUGGCGUCGACAGAAGCUCAGUAUUACGGCUUUGGUUCGGGCUCCAACACGGCCAUCAUUCACCUGCAGAAGGGAGACAUCGUGUACGUCUACCUGGCCCAGGGCUUCCUGUACGAGAAUGACGCCAGGUUCAGGGGCUACGCGUCCUUCAGUGGGUUUAGGCUGCAGGGCUGACUGUGUGUGUGUGUGUGUGUGAGAGAGAGAGAGAGAGAGAGAGAGAGAGAGAGAGAGAGAGAGAGAGAGAG